This is a messenger RNA of Populus euphratica (Euphrates poplar), 1379 nucleotides long. Its product is annotated as peptidyl-prolyl cis-trans isomerase CYP21-4-like. The transcript is spliced from 8 exons. The record is from RefSeq and is a predicted model, not a curated record. Gene Ontology annotation, molecular function: peptidyl-prolyl cis-trans isomerase activity. Bases 323 to 1027 code for a protein of 234 amino acids. NCBI's taxonomy places the organism in Eukaryota, Viridiplantae, Streptophyta, Magnoliopsida, Malpighiales, Salicaceae. Gene Ontology annotation, biological process: protein peptidyl-prolyl isomerization.
UAUAACCAUGUCAUCAUGACUGAAGCGUGAGCGUGUAUCGUCCUCCACUUCGAUUUCAUCAAGACCGUCCAUUUCUCUUACGGUCAGUUUUUGAAUUGAAUCCACGACGCGGAACCCACACCACCUGGAAACUUAACCAAUUAAUCACCAUCAUCUAAUCUCUUGCUAAUCAAUCCCAACGGACUGUCAGGUUUCCGAUCAUCUCCUUCUUUAAGCAGUAGAAAAGUUAUUAACGUCACUGGCUGUGGCACGCUUUAAACUUGCCAAUUCUAUCAAAGUUAGGCUUUUUUUGUCUGUAAAAAUAUAGUCAAAGUUACAAUUCAUGGCAAGGAUAAAACCUCAGGCAUUGCUAAAUCAGAGCAAAAGGAAGAAGGGACCAGCUCGGAUCAGUGCCACUACUAUAUUUCUCUGUAACUUGGUUGUUGUGGUGAUUGUAUUGUCCGUAGUUGCAACAUAUAAGCAUUGGUCACAAAGGUCAAGGAACCAACCAGUAAGUGGUCUAUCGACUUUUGAGGACACUGCCAAUUCAUUUUCAGAUUCAAAGAAGUAUGAUCUCCCUGGUUAUGCUAUUCUGAAUACAUCAAAAGGUUAUAUAACAGUAGAACUGUACAAAGAUGGUUCUCCAAUGAUAGUGGACAAAUUCCUUGACUUGUGUCAAAAAGAGUACUUCAAAGGGAUGCCUUUCCAUCACGUGAUCAAGCAUUAUGUAAUUCAAGCAGGGCAUGGCCAAGGCCUUGGUGCUGCUGAAGAUUGGACCACUAAAGGAAAGCUUCACAGUAGGCUUGCUACAAGCCCAAAGCACGAAGCUUUUAUGAUCGGAACCUCAAAAACUAGAGACAACACAGGAUUUGAGCUAUUUAUUACAACUGCACCCAUUCCAGAUCUAAAUGACAAGCUUUUGGUGUUUGGAAGGGCCAUAAAGGGAGAGGAUGUGGUGCAGGAAAUUGAAGAGGUGGACACAGAUGAACAUUAUCGGCCCAAGUCUCCAGUAGGGAUCAUUGGCGUGACACUGAAACGCGAUAUUUGAGCAGUACUAACUGAGUUCAGCAUAAAGUUUGCCAAGUGCUGUGGCUGCUCUCUGAGAUACUGAUGAUUUGACAUUUCUAUCAAGGUUUUCUGGGUGCUGCGCCAUUUUUCUACAUACUUCUGUUUCUACUUUCACCUUGCAGGCCUCUUUUUAUAAUUUACUAGGGUUUUUUUUUUGGUGAGGGGGUUGUAGAAUGGCUUAAAUUGGCCCGACUUAUUUUGGGGAUUAAGGGGCCAUUUAGAGAUUGGAGACAUCUACCACGACCCCUACCAGGUCCUAUUAUUGUUACCGAUAGUUUGUUGUUAACAACGGUUGUCCUGAUUUAUUUCCUGUUUUUCUUCCCAUUCUGACU